Cotesia glomerata is the source of this 1485-nucleotide messenger RNA. RefSeq lists its product as uncharacterized. The transcript is spliced from 7 exons. The coding region runs from base 157 to 1485 and encodes 442 amino acids. Gene Ontology annotation, molecular function: DNA binding. NCBI's taxonomy places the organism in Eukaryota, Metazoa, Arthropoda, Insecta, Hymenoptera, Braconidae. The record is from RefSeq and is a predicted model, not a curated record. Gene Ontology annotation, biological process: negative regulation of DNA-templated transcription.
AUUUCCUGUGAACCUUUUCGUUCUUUCGAUCAGCCUGUGAAUGAGUCUUUGAAGAAGAAGAAGAAAAGUAAGCUUUCAGACAAAAAACCGAAACGUAGCAAAAGUUCGAAGAAGAGUAAAAUCAAAAAUCAAAGAAAUUAAUCGGAAAAUGGCGUUAUGAACGAAGUAAGACAGGAAAUAAAUGACAUUAAAAAAAGUCAAGAGGCUUUUCAGCAAGUAGUCACCGCAGCUUUGCAGACAAUUUUGUCAAAUUGGCAGCAGAUUCAAAGUACACGCGCAACAGUACCGACAGCAGUUCAAGCAAUAGAUUUCGAAAAUAUAAAAGUGCCUCCGCCAGUUGGUUUUGUACGGACAGACACCGAAAUGAUUCAUUGCGGUCAAAAUGUCUGGAUUACUGUUCAAGAUUAUAAUAAUGCAAAAGCUGCAGCUGGGACUGAUGCUAUCUUUGUAAAAAAUAUAGCAGUAAAUAUAUUUACUCGAGACGUAUUAAAGACUAGUAGUAUAACAGGUAAAAGAAGCAACAGAACCAAAGGACCUGCCAAACCAAAACUAGAUCCCAUAAAAAUGCUUGCUGUUAGAGGUAUUUACAGACAUUAUCUAAAGAAACACAGGCAAUUGUCAGAAAAACAUAUCAAUGAGAAGAUUGACGACUACGUGGAAUAUAUUCGGGGAAAAAUUUCAGAUCUAGAAAGACCAAAAAAAAUACCAUUUAAAAAAACUGAAAAAGAAGAGGCUAAUGAAAUUGAGAAAAAGGCUGAUGGAAAAAAGAAAAAGAGUAAAGCCAGAAUCCGGAAAAAAAAGUUUCUAGCUCCAGUGACAGUAGUAGUUCUAGUGAAGAAAGUACUGAUUCUGAGAGUGAAACUAGUAGCAAUGAAGACGCCAGGUAGGCUUACAGGAAAAGUAAUAGACAAAUUAACUGUGUACUAUGGUUUAUCAAUACGUCGUCAUUACGAUUCUAUUGAAGAUAUGAAAUCUGCUAUUAUGGCAACUUUUUACCACUACGGUUCGACUGAUGAAAAUCCGAAUCAUGAUAUGUGUCCCAAAGGCGAAGAUUCUUGGUGCUCUUACCAGCGCGCUGAAGCAAGUGGAGAGCUUGAUACUUAUACUCAAGAUUAUUCUCCUUUACCUCCUGAUGUUUUAAAAGCUAUCAAACCGAUUUACGACGAUCUCAGUAAUGAUAAUUUACUUUCAAGAUGUGUAGGUGGAUUCAAUCAGAAUAAUAAUGAGAGCUUCAACCAACUAGUGUGGGAAAUAUGCCCAAAAACCGUGAAUACUAGUUCUACUAUCGUACAAAUUGCUGCAUACAUAGCUACUUGUAUAUUUAAUGAAGGUACAAAUCCAUUAUUAAUGAUUAUGGAUACCCUAGGACUUAAUUGUGGGUCUAAUUCCCAUCGGUAUGCUGAAAAAUUGGAUGCUGCACGUGUGCAAGUGGCAGAUCAGCGCGCCAACGACAACACUCGGGAAGGCAGAAUGCUUCAUAGAUAG